Messenger RNA from Fusarium odoratissimum NRRL 54006, 2136 nucleotides. RefSeq lists its product as uncharacterized. The transcript is spliced from 5 exons. Gene Ontology annotation, molecular function: zinc ion binding; DNA binding. Gene Ontology annotation, biological process: DNA-templated transcription. The record is from RefSeq and is a predicted model, not a curated record. NCBI's taxonomy places the organism in Eukaryota, Fungi, Ascomycota, Sordariomycetes, Hypocreales, Nectriaceae. Bases 1 to 2136 code for a protein of 711 amino acids.
AUGGUGUUUCGAAAUAGCUUUCAAAAGCAACAAGAAAGCAAAGAUGCUGCAGUCACCAGUCCCAUCUCUCCGCAUUAUUUGGAUCAAGCGUCUUUGCUCUUCAAGAGUCCAUCAGACCACAGCCCUGAGAGCCCAUCAACGUGCUUCGAGACAAUUGAGGACUUGACAGCUACAGGAUGCACUGAGAAGGUAAAUCAGCAGCCAGUGAUUCCAAGCGAGUUAUAUCAUGGUCUUGAGCCUUAUGAAGCGCCAGAUAGCACGAAAUCACGUCAAAUCACAGGGCCCAACACCAGAUCACAUAUUACAUACUCCUAUUACCCAUUCCUUACCUUUGACAUGUCCGGCCUGGAGCCCGACGAUGUUCACUAUCUUGAGUCUCGCAGCUGUUUGAGUGUUCCUACUCCCGACGCCCUGGAUGACUUCAUUCGAGAGUAUUUUCUGCACGUGCAUCCUGGUCUUCCUCUGUUGGACGAGGCCCAGUUUUGGGCUGUUUACUCUGGUGACAAGGAGCCGUGUGGAGAGCCAACUAUCUCACUAUUCUUGUUCCAGGCAAUGCUAUUCGCUUCAUGCAGUUUCGUCCCUUUCUCGACGUUGAAAUGUCUUGGGUUCACUUCCAGGCGCAAUGCUAGAGAGAAAUACUAUCGUCGGGCCAAGCUUCUACUGGACAUCUGCUCUGGCAGGUACCUCGUAUCUAAUGCACAAGGGGCAUUACUACUAACCUACUACGCCACCACACGAGACCGAGCGCGUACAAACUCCAUCUUGCUUGCAACAGCUAUUCAGCUUGCGCAGUGUGCAGGAGCCGAUCAGUUUCACAAAAGGCCAGAUCAAGACUCGGAUAUGACCAAUAGACUGAAGCGUCUUUGGUGGUGUUGCAUAGUGCGAGAUAGGAUACUGCCCCUCGGUGUUCGGAGACAGUUGCAUAUUACUUCGAUAAAUUCAGCUCUGGAUCACUUGACGGAACAAGACUUUUCGAAAGAGAUUCAAGAGUCACAAGUAUACUCAGCGCAGACUAAGCGGAGUCUAGUUUAUCUUUUUAUCAGCCUUUGCGAGCUGGCAGUUCCAUUCACAAGUGUGAUUCAGACGGUUUAUGGGACGGGACAGUCAGCUGCAGAUGCCAUUUCUACAAUGAUCGAGAACCAGAAACAGAUCGAAGAGUCUAUCAAGUUUUGCGAGAUCGGUCUAAAUGCCUGGUUUGAUAAGGCGACUAUUCAGUUCCCUACCCCUGCUGGGAUCAUAAAUCCUGAGAAGUCGCUCGUUCUGUACACGAAUUUAAUGUACAUAUACUAUUACUCCGCCCGCGUCGCGCUAUAUCAAUAUGAGGCAUUCGUCGUUAGUCUUACUUCGCCAGGAGCCGGUAUGGACGACAAGUUACACCAGACGCGGCUCCAGCUGGAAGAUGCUACACUAGGAAUUACAGACAACCUGAAGGAACUAGUUCAACUCAAAGUCGCCAAGUUUCUUCCAGUUAGCAUCAUUGCGUUUGCAGCGCUGCCUCUGGUGUUGCAUAUUCUGGAUGUCAAACUUGCAAAGUUACCAUUACAGACAGCCCGGAAACAAGGUAGACUCAAUAUAUAUAUGGAAGCGAUGAAGGGACUGCAGAACCUUUAUGAUGGUGUUGACGACGUCUGGACUUUCAUCCGUGGUGCUAUCGACUCUGCAACUUCUGGGACCUUGGAUACAGCUGAUGCCAGCUACAAUAGCGCCAUUUGUUCUAAAGUAUCUGUUUCUAUCCAGGCCGCUGAUAAUUGGGGUAAAUUCCUAUUACAGGAACCUAUUCUCUACUUCCGUCUCUCGCGGACGAUUGAUCUCUCAUUGGCUGUUGGAUGUUAUGCAGAGGACUCUUCGCUCAGUCUAUUACUGACCACAGCACAGUUUUCAAGUCCGAGCCACAUCUUCGUCGGUGCUGACGUUCCUGCUGAAAGCCAGACCUCUGCUAUUGGUUGUGAUAAAGCAUCUAUAGACGAGAAAGGUAACACAGAGAUUGAAGACAUCUGUGCUGAAAUGAGGUCCGACAAAUUUGAUGAAAUUGGGGACUUGGAUGGAUAUGACCUUGAGUUGGAAUCUUUCCAGACACUUGAGUUCCUGGAUAUGUUUGAGUUGGACUUGGAAGAUGGAUUAAACAGCGAGAGAUGA